AUGCCAUUGGCUUCGGAGCUCGAGAGGAUUUUGGAAAGCGGUGUUAAGGCCGUAAUUCCUAGUCGCUUGAUUGACCAAACAGUAACCGCACUUCCUAAUGGCAUCAAAAUUUCUGGUAGCACAUUUACCUAUUCGGGACGACUCAAUGUGUUUGGGUUCGGAAAAGCAGCUAUGGGUCUGGUAAGACAAACGACCAAAAUUUUGGAUUCUCGAGUUGAUGCCGUCGUGUGCUGUAUACCUCAACCCACUGAUAGAGAAUUGGCCGAUUCUCCCGAACUCUUUUCUGACGCUGAUAUCAAAUCCGCGAGUCGUACCAAAUCAAAAGUGUUUACAUUCUAUGGCCCUCGCACUAACGAGCCAAAUGAAGAGGUGGUCAAGUCCUCACUGAAGAUGGCUAAAAUUGCUGCUGAAAUGGAGGCCGGCGACCUCCUACUUGUCUGCAUCAGUGGUGGUGGGUCGGCACUAUUAACUCUGCCCAGUCCAAUUGAUCCCACUGUGUCUCCUUGCAAUUUCUCUGCCAAGCGCUUAAGCCUGGAUGCUAUUGUUAGAACGUCAAAGCUCCUUUCUCUCGAAGGAGCGGCCAUUCAAGAGUUGAACAGCGUUCGAAGUUGUCUCGAUUGCAUGAAAGCGGGUGGUUUGGCCCGCUUCGCUGCUCCAGCCCAGGUUGUGGGUCUCAUUCUCUCCGAUGUGAUUGGCGAUCCGAUCCGUUUCAUCGCCAGUGGGCCGACUUACGUAGAGACAGAAAGUCUCAAUGGAGUCUCGCCAUUUGACAGUGCUCUUUCCACCCUUGAUAAGUACGGACUCCGUGACAAAAUUCCGGUGGAGGUGAAGAAUUUUCUCAUGUUACGGCGGGGAACUGGGACAAAUCCUUCCGUAGUGGAACCAAGGCCAGUCAACCACAUCAUCGGCAGUCUGUCAAUGGCUCUAGAGGCGGCUGCACACGAUGCCGCAAAAGUGAACCCCUCCUGUCUACCGUUGAAUAGCACUGUCUUGCAGCAGGACAUCUUCCGUAGGACCCCUGUGGAAAGCUUUGAAUGCAUCCUACCAAUCAUCCUCACUGACGCAAUAAAUGGAGACAUGACCGAAAGAGCUAUCGCCAUCGCCGAUCUAUCGUGGGGGCUUCGACGACUUAUUCAGGUUUUCCUGAAGAAACCCGAAUGUACAUCGAGACACGUCACUGAAAUGAUGGGAGACCGUUUAAAAGCUGCGCAGAAGCGCGUGACCGGCAGGAAGGAGUACUACCGCGAUCUCGUGCACGCUUGCUACCUGGUGGCUAAAGUUGCCAGUGGUCAGCUGCCUUUGGAGGGAAUAUCAAGAGGUCGCUUUCUCAGCGGUGUCUGUCUCCUCCUCGGUGGAGAAGCGACAGUCAAAGUCGUUGGUGAGAGAGCACAAAGUAUCAACGGUGGGCGCUGUAGUCACGCGGCUCUCACUGCCGGUGUGCACUGGUUCGACCUCCGCACUGAUCAGUCCUCACCGUCACCACCGCCACCUCAUCCACCCGUCUCCGUCCACAUUAGCCUCUUCGCCCGAGCUUCCGACGGUCUAGAUGGUCCUACGGCGUUUGGGGCGGGCGCGUGGUCAACUGAGGAGAUGAUCAGGGACGCGGAAGAGGCUAAGAUGGCGAGACAAUGUCUGGCCUCUGGUGACUCAUAUGGCUUUUUCGUGCGGAGCCAGGUUGAUGCAGAUAGAGGCCACUUCUUGCCUGCGCGUCUCACCGGCACUAAUGUCAUGGAUCUCUUUAUGUGCCUCAUUGGUGUCUAUGCCUAG
Echinococcus granulosus is the source of this 1767-nucleotide messenger RNA. RefSeq names its product Glycerate kinase. The coding region runs from base 1 to 1767 and encodes 588 amino acids. Lineage: Eukaryota; Metazoa; Platyhelminthes; Cestoda; Cyclophyllidea; Taeniidae. The record is from RefSeq and is a predicted model, not a curated record. Gene Ontology annotation, biological process: protein phosphorylation. The transcript has 8 exons. Gene Ontology annotation, cellular component: cytoplasm. Gene Ontology annotation, molecular function: glycerate kinase activity.